UACACAUCUUUUGUACACAAGUCUUGCACACACUAUUUGCACGCAAUAGUCGUGUACUUACGAUUUGUACAUACUAGUCUUGUAUCCACGAUUUGUACACAAGUCUUGCACACACUAUUUGUACACAAUUUUAGCGUGAGCAUGCUUCAAGCAGAGUUGACGAUGAUCGCUUUUCUAGUCCUAGUGUCCGGAUUUGUGGGUCUCUCAGUGGCCGAAUCGGCUGAGUCUUAUGAAAAAGACCCUAAAUAUUGGCACCGCAUCGUCGAUCAGGAUUUGUUAGACAGACUAUCACCACGACAGAAGGGCGUGGCCAAAAACGUCAUUUUAUUUCUGGGGGACGGGAUGGGAAUCUCUACGGUUACGGCUUCAAGGAUCCUGGCAGGGCAGAUGGCGGGGAACAACGGUGAGCAGUACAAGCUCAGCUUCGACAAGUUCCCCUACAUGGGUUUGUCAAAGACGUACAGCGUCAACUACCAAACCACUGACUCCGCGGCGUCAGCCACAGCGUGCCUGACGGGAGUCAAGACAAACAAUGGAGUCUUGGGCCUCAGCGCGGCGGCCUCAAAGGGAAACUGUAGCUCGUCCAAAAAUGCACAAGUUGACUCGAUCCUGCGCUGGUCACUCAAUGCAGGCAAGUCAGCUGGUGUAGUGACCACCACCAGAGUCACUCACGCCAGCCCCGCGGCCUCGUACUCACACACACCUCACAGGGACUGGGAGUCAGAGAGCCAAAGUAAAGAAUGUGAGGACAUAGCAUUACAACUGAUCACCAGAAACUACGACAUCAACGUCAUCAUGGGUGGAGGCCGAACCAAGUUUUAUCCUCCAGGCUCGGACAGCACCUCAAAUGGCACCAGAGAAGACCGCAGGAAUCUUGUUCAGGAAUGGGAGCAAAUAAUGAGGAAGAAAAACGUUUCCUAUAGUUACGUUUACAACAAAGCUAGUUUGGAUAAUGUAAAUUUGGACAAGACGGAUUAUCUUCUGGGGUUGUUCAACCAAGACCAUAUGAAUGACGAAAAAAGUAGAGAUCCGACCAAAGAGCCGUCAAUUGUCGACAUGACAGAGAAGGCGAUUAAAAUCUUGCAGAAAAACAAGAAAGGGUUUUUUCUCUUUGUUGAAGGUGGGAAAAUUGACCUCGGCCAUCACAAUUCCACGGCGGCAGUGGCACUGCAUGAAACUGUUACCUUCUCCAAGGCCGUGGAGAUAUCUCUUCAAAUGACCAACGCCUCAGAAACCCUGAUUGUUGUCACAGCUGACCACUCCAACGUCAUGUCCAUGGGCGGGUCUGCAGCAAGAAAUAACCCCAUCCUAGGGGUUAGUGCUAAUGCGAAACAUCGGCCAGUUAUAGAAGCCAAGGAUAAAUUAGCGUACACCACGAUCUUGUACGCGAAUGGACCAGGGUACAGGAGACCCCGACAAGACGUCACUAAAGUUGAUACUAGUAGCGCCACCUAUGUUAGCCAGUCUGCUGUCCCCAUGGCUAAAGAGACGCACGGUGGGGAAGAUGUGGGCAUAUUUGCCACAGGUCCUCAGUCCUUCCUGUACACAGGCGUCCACGAGCAGAACUACAUCCCUAUGGUCAUGGCCUACGCCUCAUGUGUCGGGCCCUACGCCGAGGGGAAAAAACCAUGCGCCAAAUAUGAACAACCAUAACCGGCUUGAACAUCGACAUGUGUUCAACGACUUGGACAACUCUUACUAAAAUUAAAAAUGUGAAAUUAUUCCGUUGAUUUGGUUGUGUUUCGGCAGGAAGCUCAUUUCUCCUUGUUAGCAUGUGAUUUGUGCUGUUCUUGUAUUUGAUUUGUCAACCCAUUAGAUGGGAAAGUCAUGUAUUUGACAAAAACGCUUCGGAAAAUUGCCAUU
Molecule: messenger RNA, 1863 nt
Organism: Physella acuta
Lineage: Eukaryota; Metazoa; Mollusca; Gastropoda; Physidae
Product: alkaline phosphatase, tissue-nonspecific isozyme
Biological process (GO): dephosphorylation
Molecular function (GO): alkaline phosphatase activity
Source: RefSeq, a predicted model, not a curated record